Molecule: messenger RNA, 1485 nt
Organism: Pseudoliparis swirei
Lineage: Eukaryota; Metazoa; Chordata; Actinopteri; Perciformes; Liparidae
Exons: 4
Coding region: 1-1485 (494 amino acids)
Source: RefSeq, a predicted model, not a curated record
AUGGAAUCAAAGGAUUUAACGGCGCUGAUUGCACAACUCGUGGCUAACAAUCAACAGCUCAUAGUUAACAAUCAACAGCAGCAGACGCGCCACGACCAGACCCUGCUGGUGCAGCAGCAAACCACCGAGCUUCUGCGGACCCAACUCACGGAGCGUUACGAAGCCCAGGAGGAGCAGGCUGGCUAUGAGAGGGACCGCCGGGUCCACCCCGCACGCUUCCUCACCAAGCAGACCCCCGCGGAUGACAUUGAGGUCUUCCUGCUAACCUUUGAGAGGACCGCGGUCAGAGAAGAGUGGCCUAUCGACCAAUGGAAUCCCCAGAGCGUGGACCAGCUGGUGGAUCUGCUGGAAGGGUACCAGGCCGCCCAGGAGUACUGCGCAGUGGACGGCUGGGGAAUACAGAAGCCCCACGCGCCCCAAGAAGCGACAGCCCGAGGAGGGGCCCGUCGUGAGACCUACACAGGAAACACCAUGGAGACGGCCCCCACCAACCCGACCACCGAAGCGAGAAACCCGCGGACGACCCUAUGGGUUACUAACCACAGGCUGGGCAGAAGAGACGGGGACUCACCCUCGAUUCCGGUCACCGCUAACGGGCGAGACGCCAUCGCCCUGAUAGAUUCCGGAAGCGUGGUGACGCUGGUGCGACCGGAGUUCGCCCAGACCCCUCUCCUGGAAGACACACUGAGUGUCACGUGUAUACAUGGCGAGCACCGUCAGUACCCCACUACAAACAUCACGUUAAAAACAAUAAAGGGAACAUACUCGGGCACCGCCGGGGUCGUACCAGGCCUACCAGUAGCCGUGCUCAUCGGGCGGGACUUCCCCCUCUUCAGACAGCUGUGGCUGCGCCUGGCCAGGGGAGGGCCGCGGAAGGCCCGAGGGGGCCCCUCGGCCCCGCCUCCCAGGCAGCGCCACUCGGCACCCCGCCUCUGUGCGGUGCAGGACGUCGACCCCCAAGGCUCCACCGACCCCAUCUCAGAAGGAGAGUCCAGCACCGGGGAGGUAGUGGCGGAAGAGGAAGAGGGACCGGGGGAGACGAGGGAAGGGGAAAGGAACCCCCUCGAGGAAGAGGCAGACGCUUCCCCCAGCAGAGAGGAAGCCGACCAAUGGGACAUGUUCCCCUUCAACAACGACACCGACGUGGGCCCAAGGGCUGAGCCUCUAGCCGGGAGAUUCGGCUCUGCCCAGCUCGAGGAUGUCAACCUCACCAGCGCCCUGCAGCAAGUCUCUGUGAUCGACGGGCGACUCGUCGAAGGGGUCCGGGGCCGCGCAUGGGAACGCGGAUGCCAUGUCCCGGAGAGACGCCUUGGGGGGAUGGGCCGCCCCGCCCUCCCGGUUGGAGCUGAGGAGGGGGGUGUGUGGCAGCCAGCCACGGACGAGACCACGAGGGAAGUAAGGGAUGGAAUACCGACUGUUCCCUGUACUUCCCACUGCGGCCCAGAGAGGAGCCAACGGAACACCGACAGCCAGACGACAAAGUGA